AGCAUUUUGCCUCAUAGCAUAAUCUUCAACCAUGGCUCGCCGUUCCGUGGCAGUGGUCGGUGCUGGUGCACUCUUGGCAUCCAGUCUCUCAAGCCAGUCUUUUGCAGUGCCUCGCGCGGCUGAUGUGACCAAAGCACAGGCGGCACAGGUACAUGUCGGCACUUCAGAGGCUUCGCAAGUUGCAUCAUCUCAACUUGGAUUUGCAACUGUGGCCAGUGCCGCUGUCGCUGCGGCCGGCUUGGCAGCCACACGCCGCGGGUCUCGAGUUGCGGCAUCACGCGCAGACACCAGCCGUGUGGUGUGUGCAGCCGGAAACAGUGGAAAAAAGAGGUGCUUGGUCAUGGGAGGAACACGUUUCAUCGGCUGUUACCUGGUGGCCAAACUUCGCGAGCAAGGCCAUGAUGUUGUUGUGUGCAACCGCGGGAAGACGAAUGGAGGCAAACCCGAACCCCUUCCUGGCGUAAGUGAUGCUGACUAUCAACAGAUGCUGUCGGGUGUCAGUGUGCUGGUGGCCGACCGGAAAGACCCUGCACAGUUGAAAGCUGCCUUGGCUGGUGCUGGAAAGUUUGACAUCGUUUUCGACAACAACGUGCGAAAGUUGGCUGAAGUUCAACCCUUGGUUGAGGGGGUUCAGAGCACCGGAGGCUGUGAGCAAUUCAUUUUGAUGAGCAGUGCCGGUGUGUAUGGUCCUACAGAUGUGCUCCCUUUGAGUGAGGAGAACCCAGGUGAUCCAAACUCCCGACACAAGGAGAAGCUGCAAUGCGAGCAGUACUUGGAUUCUCAGGGUAUGAACUGGACCUCCAUCCGUCCAGUGUACAUCUACGGCCCCUUGAACUACAACCCCGUGGAGCGUUACUUCUUUGAUCGGGUGACGCGGGGGCGGCCGGUGUGUAUUCCCUAUGACGGGAAGUACAUCACCCAGUUGGGACACUGUGAGGACCUGGCUGACUUCAUGAUCAAAUGCAUUGGCAAUCCAGCAGUCAAGGGCCAGGUCUACAACAUCUCCAGCGAGGAGUACGUGACCUUCGAUGGCAUGGCGAAGCUUUGUGCACAGGCAGCAGGCAUGGCUGAGCCGAAGAUCGUGCAUUAUGAUCCCAAGUCUGUGGAGGUGCCAGAUGGAUUUCCCAAAGCCUUUCCCUUUCGUGGCAUGCACUUCUUUGCCUCCAUUGAGAAGGCCAAGCGUGAUGUGCCUGACUGGAUGCCCAAGUUCAGUAUGUUGGAAGGCUUGAGGAGUAGCUAUCAGCAAGAUUAUUUGGCACGUGGCUUUGAUAAGCAGCAGCCAGAUUUUCGGACCGAUGAGCUGAUUUUGUCUAAAAGCAUGUCAGCUGCAUAGACGUUCUCCCAACACGCCAUUUUUCUGCGGAUUUCAAGGCUCCUUAGACCCAGGCCAACCGGCGGAGAAAAUGCUUGCUUCUUUGAGUUGAUUUCAUGCGGAAAGUAGCUAGAAUGAUGUCCAAGUAGCUAGAAGGAGCUGAAAUGAGUUUGCCAUGCCCAGCCAAUGACAGACAGCGACAAGAUGCGUGCUGGAAGCAAGUUGCUUGCAUUGAUUUUAGUGUGUUUGCUG
Messenger RNA from Durusdinium trenchii, 1564 nucleotides. The record is from the annotation of a GenBank genome assembly. Lineage: Eukaryota; Dinophyceae; Suessiales; Symbiodiniaceae.